Papilio polytes (common Mormon) is the source of this 812-nucleotide messenger RNA. It is a transcript of the gene MCTS1, whose product is annotated as malignant T-cell-amplified sequence 1 homolog. Gene Ontology annotation, molecular function: RNA binding. The coding region runs from base 197 to 745 and encodes 182 amino acids. The record is from RefSeq and is a predicted model, not a curated record. The transcript is spliced from 5 exons. Gene Ontology annotation, biological process: formation of translation preinitiation complex. Lineage: Eukaryota; Metazoa; Arthropoda; Insecta; Lepidoptera; Papilionidae.
GUUGGUUGGUGGGUUUCACAUAUUUGGUUGAACAAUUUAACCAAUCAAUGAAACCUCUAACACAAUUUUAUUGGUGGAUGCACAACGUAGUUAGAUUUUGACAAGUAUUGUGAAGUUCUGUCGUCGGUGUUUAAAAUUGUCGGUGAUUUUGUUGUUUUUUUCUUGUUGUUACACAGUAUUUUUACUCUCCAGCGACAUGUUUAAGAAAUUCGACGAGAAGGAGAGCAUAUCGGGAGUGCAGCAGUUGAAGUCCUCGGUGCAGAAGGGCAUACGAGCUCGUCUGCUUGAGUUAUACCCUCAUCUUGAGAACCAUAUUGACCAAGUGCUGCCCAAGAAGGACACAUUUAGGAUUGUUAAAUGCCAUGACCAUAUCGAGAUCAUGGUGAACAGCGCGGGCGAGCUGCUAUUCUUCCGUCACCGAGAGGGACCGUGGAUGCCCACUUUGAGGUUAUUGCACAAAUAUCCAUUCUUUCUGCCGAUGCAGCAAGUUGAUAAAGGCGCGAUCCGCUUCGUGCUCAGUGGUGCCAACAUUAUGUGCCCCGGACUGACGUCACCAGGGGCCCGCAUGUCCUCCGUGGAUAAGGGACAAGCGGUAGCUGUAAUGGCUGAAGGGAAACAGCACGCGCUGGCUGUUGGGAUGACGUCAUUGUCUACAGAUGAUAUAGCCAAAGUGAAUAAAGGCGUCGGAAUCGAGAACUUCCAUUACCUGAACGAUGGCCUGUGGCAGAUGAAGCCCGUCAAAUAAAUUACCAUUUACUAAAACAACGCACAUAAUAUUAUUAAGCUUCUCUAAUAAACGUGUUCUAAAUUAA